This is a messenger RNA of Engraulis encrasicolus (European anchovy), 1260 nucleotides long. RefSeq names its product complement factor H-like. The transcript is spliced from 10 exons. The record is from RefSeq and is a predicted model, not a curated record. Lineage: Eukaryota; Metazoa; Chordata; Actinopteri; Clupeiformes; Engraulidae. The coding region runs from base 61 to 1140 and encodes 359 amino acids.
CCCAUUUACAACGUGUUCAGAGAGCUGUUUAGACGCCAGAGAACCACUAUCCAGGGGGAGAUGGCGAACCUUUACCACAUCACAAUCUACUUUGCGCACUUCGUGUUUCUUUUACCUUGUUCGAGAGCUGCAGUGGUCGCGCAGCCCUGUACACAGCCUCCGUUGGACAACGGUUUCCUUCACCCUGUUGAGCAGCAGCCGGGACGUCCAGGAAUGAUGAAUUACAGGUGCGACAAAGGGUUCAAACCCAUUACUGGCGGAUGGUGGGGUACCAUCACUUGUGAACAAGGAAAGUGGAACCACGAUCCUCUUUGCAUCGACAGCAGUGCCUGCACUCCUCCUCAGGUUUCCAAUGGUAGAAUUGGAGAUCGUCUUGGCAAGGAACACUAUAGGAAUGAAGAGUAUGUGCUCAUUAAUUGCAAUGAGGGCUAUGUACUACAAGGAAGCUAUGUACAGUGUCGCAAAGGAAAAUGGGAACCGUUGCCUGUCUGCCAACGCAACCCAAACUCAUGUUCAGCCCCUCCUGAACGACCCAAUGCUAUAAUAAAAGCGGAUUAUAAGGACAUUUUUAAUCACGGGGUUGGGGUGCAGUACCUAUGUAUGGAUAAAUACAAAAUGAACGGGCCUUCAUAUUCUGAUUGUUAUCAAGGAAAAUGGACCGAAGCUGGUGAAUGUGUGCCAGUCACACAAGAUGUCGGGGGAGGACAUAAUGAGGAAAGGAAUGCUCCAGAUAGAGAUGCAGGUGCUUCUCAGGGUGGAGGUGCAGGUCAACGGUGCCCUGAACCUCCUUCAAUACACCAUGGUGAUAUUGUUACUGUCAGCAGUGACAAAAAUACAGUAACAUACCAGUGUGCAAAUUACUAUAAGAUUAACGGUACUGCAAAGAUCACCUGCAGAAAUGGUCAUUGGAGUACAACACCAAGCUGUGAAGCAAACUAUUGCAAGGUGGAGGGCAAAGUAGAAUAUCUGAUGCCGUUAGCCUCUGCCAAGUUCAUCAAUGGAGGUGGAGAAGAGACAUUUCACUGUGAAGACAGAUCCAGCUAUUACUAUCGUACUGCUGUUGGAACUUGCGAGAAUGGACGCGUAACCUUCAGAGGAUGUGGCAGAUACUAUGCCUGGACAAUUUCAAGUGCAGAGUGAAUAGAAGAACACGAAGCAGUUGUUUUUUUAAUACUGAUGUUUUCCUGGUGUAUUUGUAUCUGACUAAAUAAUGUGUGAAAUAAAUAUACUGGUGCAAGUAUUUUUUUUGCCAGAACUACA